GCGCAUGCGCAUCAGUUGCUCUCCGCCUUCUACCUGAGAACAGCGCACCUGGAGCCAACGAGACGGAAGUUUGCUAAAGUACAAAUCUUUUUCGGAUAUUUUUCUCUCCCCGACCAACAACAGCUUUUCCUUGGCGUCGGUGUAGGUAGCGACGCGUUGCCCCGUUGGAAGGCGACAUGAAUUCGGCCCUUGUAUUUUUGUUGGAGUCGAUUUGGGAGCCUUUUUUUAUUGCACGUCUAGUUCACUGACUCAUGUUGCUGGGCCUACACUUUAAAAACCAGUCUGGGUCUCCAUCCAAGAAGAAUGACAGUACUGCGCAGAGUGCUCCGACGACGACUGCACCCCCUUAAAUUGGUCGUAGCUGCUCUGGUCUUUGUCACCUUUGUGUUCUUCAUACAAUGGGAAGUGGAAAGCCGAAGUCCGCAGGAGGACCCGUGGCUGAAAGAGAUUAAAGAGAAGCGGGACACCAUGCUGGGCAUGGUGAUGGGAGCCGUUCAUAACUUCAGGGACGCCAUUCCAAAAAUGCAGAUUAAAGCCCCCGUUCGUCAGAAGCACAGCUCAAACGGUGACGGCUGUUUGCCGGGUCGCUACACGGCCCCCGAGCUCAAACCGACCCUGGAGAGACCUCCCCAAAACCCGGUCGCUCCCGGCGCCGCCGGCAAGCCCUUCCGCACGGACUCCUUGAGCCCGGCCGAGCAGAAGGAAAAAGAGGAGGGCGAGCAGAAGCACUGCUUCAAUCUGUACGCCAGCGAUCGCAUCUCCCUGAGCCGGGACCUGGGAGCAGACACAAGACCACCAGAAUGUAUUGAGCAGACCUUCAAGCGAUGCCCUCCCUUGCCAACCACCAGCGUAAUAAUCGUCUUUCACAAUGAGGCUUGGAGCACCCUGCUAAGGACCGUGUACAGCGUCCUGCAUACAUCGCCUGCCAUUCUCCUCAAGGAGAUUAUCUUGGUGGAUGACGCGAGUGUUGAUGACAUCCUGAAGGGCCAGCUGGACGAGUACCUGAAACCGCUGAGUAUCGUGCGAGUCGUCCGGCAAGUUGAGAGGAAAGGCCUGAUUACUGCUCGGUUGCUCGGUGCGUCUGUGGCCACCGGUGACACACUCACUUUUCUGGAUGCCCAUUGCGAAUGCUUUAACGGCUGGCUGGAGCCGCUGCUUUCCAGGAUAGCCGAAAACUCCACCGCAGUGGUUAGUCCGGACAUAUCAACCAUUGAUCUCAACACCUUUGAGUUCAUGAAGCCGUCCCCGUACGGCCAGAACCAUAACCGGGGCAACUUUGACUGGGGCUUGUCCUUUGGAUGGGAGAGUCUUCCGGAUCAUGAGAAAAAUAGGAGGAAGGAUGAAACCUACCCGAUUAAGACCCCAACGUUUGCCGGCGGGCUGUUCUCCAUCUCGAAGGAAUAUUUCUACCACGUCGGAAGCUAUGAUGAGCAAAUGGAAAUCUGGGGUGGUGAGAAUAUUGAGAUGUCCUUCAGGGUCUGGCAAUGUGGCGGACAGCUGGAGAUCAUCCCGUGCUCUGUCGUCGGCCAUGUUUUCCGCACCAAGAGUCCCCAUACUUUUCCCAAAGGCACGCAAGUGAUCGCCCGCAACCAGGUCCGACUAGCCGAGGUUUGGAUGGAUGAGUAUAAGGAGAUCUUCUACCGUCGUAACCAGCAGGCGGGACAGAUGGCCAAAGAUAAAACCUUUGGGGACGUCUCCAAGCGCGUGGACCUCCGUGAGCGGCUGCAGUGCAAAAGCUUCUCCUGGUACUUGAAGAAUGUCUAUCCAGAAGUCUUCAUGCCUGAUCUGAACCCUCUGCGCUUUGGCGCGGUGAAAAAUGUGGGCAAGGACUCAUGUCUGGACGCGGGCGAGAACAAUGACGGGGGCAAACAGCUGAUCAUGUACCCAUGUCACGGACUUGGAGGGAACCAGUAUUUUGAGUUCUCCACGCAUCACGAGAUUCGACACAACAUUCAGAAGGAGCUGUGUUUGCAUGGGGCCGAGGGGCUUGUCAAGCUGGAGGUCUGCCAGUACAAAGGGGGUAACACGGCGGUCGGACCAGAGCAAAAUUGGGAGCUGCAGGACAACCACUUAUUCUCCAUGCCGAUUUCAAACAUGUGCCUGACUGCCCGUUUUGAGCAUCCUGCCCUGACGCCCUGCGACCCCACGGACAGAUACCAGCUUUGGUCCUUCAUCUGAAUGUAGGCGUCUCGAGUAGCCCUUUUUUUUUUUUAUAGAGUCCUGACUGCAACGAGUUUUAAUUUAUUUUUAAGACAUAAAAACAGAACCGUCGCUGCUUCAAAGUCUGAAUGUCGGGAGAAAGCACUGUGGGGAGGAAACGUUUGACACGUUGACCUCCAUCACAAUGGGAACCCAAUGAUGCUUAGAGCAAUGAAGAUGCCUCUUUUUUGUAUUUGAGAUCCAAUGUAUGGACAAAAGUAUUGGGACACAGACACAAUUUGGGCCAUUAGCUUAAACUCUCCUGAGAUUUUUUACAAGGUUGUACAUUUCUUUGACAUAAAAGCAUCUUCCCAAAAUCGUUAACACUAAACGGAAGUGUCUAAUUGUCCAUAAUUAUGAAGAAUUAAGGUUUUGGGAUACAUUUGCGUUCCAAGACUUUUGUCCAAAUGUACAUUUUCAUUCCUCGUUUGUGCAAUGAAGCCAACAUUGAAUUGAAUAUUUCUCCAAGUAUCCCUCUAAUAGAAAAAAAAAUUAAAAAGACAAUGGUUUACGAUUAGUGCACCAAAGAGAGCAUAGUUCUUUAAGAAUAUAUUUUUAUGACUACUUUCAUCCAGUGCCUUAGAUGUAAUUUUCUAUAUGAGGUAGAGAGAGGAUGAUCUACUUACUGUGUGAAUGGGUGUGGGGGAAGACUUUUGUUGUGGGCCAUUUUCUUAAUGUGAAGUUGGCUGGCACUGAAACGAGCUGAUGCAAUGGUCCACAUUGAGCUGAAAAUAAUUUGACUGACGAUUUCUGAUUACCAACACACUGUGCUGCAAGAGGACAAAUCUCGCAACUUAUUUUUGAUAAUUGUCCUAAAAAACUGCAAACUUUACCAGCCUUACUGUAUGAUUUCAUGGGAAAUGAGGAACUUGGAAAAUAAAUUUUGAAUAAAAGUGUA
Molecule: messenger RNA, 3097 nt
Organism: Syngnathus typhle (broad-nosed pipefish)
Lineage: Eukaryota; Metazoa; Chordata; Actinopteri; Syngnathiformes; Syngnathidae
Gene: galnt3
Product: UDP-N-acetyl-alpha-D-galactosamine:polypeptide N-acetylgalactosaminyltransferase 3 (GalNAc-T3)
Exons: 11
Coding region: 304-2178 (624 amino acids)
Cellular component (GO): Golgi apparatus
Source: RefSeq, a predicted model, not a curated record